This is a messenger RNA of Carya illinoinensis, 721 nucleotides long. RefSeq lists its product as uncharacterized. The coding region runs from base 6 to 710 and encodes 234 amino acids. Lineage: Eukaryota; Viridiplantae; Streptophyta; Magnoliopsida; Fagales; Juglandaceae. The transcript has 2 exons. The record is from RefSeq and is a predicted model, not a curated record.
UAUAUAUGGGUGUUUCUAAGUUCAGAUUACAAGAUAGUGAGAACUUCUCUCUUGAUCUCUCUCUCAUUCUCUUUUUUUAUUUAUUUAUUGAUUCACAACAAUUUUAUUAUUUUUCUAAAACUUUUAGCCCCGCAAGAGACUCAAGACACAAGAGUGUCAAUCCUCCACCUGAUGGAACCCACUUUCAACCUUGUGACCUGAUUGGCAAAAGAAAGUCAAGUCCACCCUUAUCGGAUCUGUCUGCUGUGGUGAAACUCAGUUUGCAAGUGAAGGGCUCGGAGAUGGAGGACAAUCGUAUCAUACUGGAGCAUAACCUGUUGGAGGACGAUGAUGCUAUGACAAACCAGAAACUAGAGGGUUUAAGGUUGCCAUGCCUCUAUUUUGGAUGCUAUGAAGGAGGGAUAGAAAUUCUUGUACAAGUUAGCUUGUUCUGCUUGGGCAAUAUGCUGAAAUGGGUGGUCUGCGUGAUAUAUUUCUAUGAUUGCAAGAAGCGGACUUUAGAGAAGAAAUUUGAUGAGGAAGUAGGAAGAGAAAUCAAAGCUGUUGAUGCAUCAUUAUCAUGGGAAGAGAAGAAGUAUCGGGAGUCGGUUCCCAACUCCGUGUAUUUACUUUUGGCCACGUUUUAUAUCGAUCUAUUUAGUAGAAAUAGAGAUAAACCAUGGAUCUUUGCUGUCCUAUAUCCUGAGUUUGUUGCAAUAAGAUGCCUCUAAAUUUAGAGUUU